GUCGUGCUAUCAGACCGUACAUACCUAACCCUCUUCUCCUGGUCCGUAAAGUCAAAGCAAGGUAUAGAGCAGACGCAUUCUUCAUAUAUUCACUUCUUUUUCUUUGGUCAACGAAGUCCUGCUGGAAAAAAAGAACGAAGUCGAUCCACUCUCGAAGCAGCAUUCGCCGCCUAAAGAACAACUUUGAAAACACUCGUUGAGAGGAAGGCCGAAUCACCUACAACCACCUUCACACUUCUAGAGAGAGUUGCUUUGCCACCAUGUCGAGCGGAAAGAAGCUUUUGGACAUGCACGAUGUGUAUCAUCAGGGCUCUCGAACUUCCGGUCAAUUGAGGAUCCUGGACACUGGACUCGGGUGGAAAUGCACGGACGAGAGGGAACCCGUAGUGACCUUCGCAGGCAGGGAGAUCAAGGCGGCCCAGUGGCAGAGGGUGGCAAGAGGUUAUGAGCUGAGGAUCACCCUAGUGGACCCUAAAGACCCGCGGAAGGAAGGGACAAGGCAUAGGUUCGAUAACCUCAAGGGAGCCGACUUCGAUAUCGCGAAAAAGGCGAUUCAUGGAGUGACAAAUGGGGAGAUUGAGCUGGAGCACAAGGACGUCAGUGUGAAAGGUUGGAACUGGGGCAAGAUGGAUGUAAGAGCCAACGACCUAGCUUUCCUGGUUCAACAACGAGUCUCGUUCGAGAUUCCCUUGACCUCGAUCUCCAAUUCGAACAUGGCAGGCAAGAACGAGGUCGCCCUCGAUUUCAACCCUCCUCCUGUUGUCCCCACCCCGCCUGGUGUAAAACCCGAAAGACCCGCCGACGAGCUCGUCGAGAUGAGGUUUUACAUUCCUCAACGCGGAUCGGGGAAGAAGAGCCGUGCAGGGUCUCAAGCGUCGGGUGACGAAGAGGACGAAGAGGUUGACCCGGACGAUGCGGCUCUGGAUUCCGAUGGCAACGAGAUCAGCGCGGCGGAAUUGUUCCACAAGACGAUCAUGGAUCAGGCUGAACUUGGAGAACAGGCUGGGGAUGCUAUCGCUUCGUUUGUCGACGUUUCCGUCGUUACCCCGAGAGGACGAUACGAGAUCGAGAUGCACGAGGAACAUUUGCGGCUGCACGGAAAGACGUACGACUACAAGGUGCUCUACAAGCACAUCCACCGACAGUUCUUGCUGCCCCGAGCGGACCAGAUGUAUCAGCAACUUAUUGUCGGGCUGGAUCCUCCUCUUCGACAGGGCCAGACCAAGUAUCCUUGGUUGAUCAUGCAAUGGGACGUUUCAGAAGAGAUUGACGUCGAGCUCAACAUCGAAGACGAAAAGAUCGAGAAGGAUUAUCCUGGAAUGGCCAAGAGCUAUUCAGCACCUACUUACGAGAUUACGUCUGUCCUCUUCAAACGGUUAGCUAAGAAGCCCAUCACGGGUCCAGGCGAUUUCCGAAGCUCGGCCGAUCUCGGGUGUAUCAAGUGUAACGUCAAGGCGAUGCAGGGAGAGUUGCACUUUUUGGACAAGUCGAUGCUGUUCGUCGCCAAGACGCCGAUCUUGGUAGAUUACAACAGGAUCACAAAGGCCAACAUCUCGAGGGUCGCCGGGGUGCUCCGAUCGUUCGACAUUACCGUUAAGCUUUCGACUGAGCUGGAACACACCUUUACCUCGGUCAACAAGGACGAGUACAAGCACGUCAAGGAGUACCUGACGAGCAAGAAGGUCAGGGUCCAUGAGAUCGGGGAGGACACUUCGAGGAGGGCCUUGGAGGCUUUGGAUCUGGGGUCGGAGGAAGAGCUGGACGAUAGUGAUGAGGACCGACGGGGCAAGACCAAGAGUCAGGGCAGACGCGAAGGGGAUGAGGAUGAGGAUUCCGAAGAUGACGGGGACUUUGAUGACGAGUCGGCACCCAGCUCGCCAGAGGAUACCGACAACGACAGCGACGACGAUGGCGGUGCCGAGAGUGACGUGACAGACGACAUGGUCGAGGCGGCCAAAAAGAAGAAGGCCGCUGGCGGAAAGAAAAAGGCAGUUGCUGCUCCUGUUGCUGCCCCAACAAAUGGAUCGAGUAAGGCGGCUGCGACGAAGGAGAAGGGCAAGGCCGAUAAAGACAAGGCGAAGAGCAAGGAGACGAUCGAAGAUAGCGAUGACGACGCGAUGGAUGUCGACGGCGGGAGCGAUGGCGAGCCGGCCCAGAAGAAGCAGAAGACGGCCUAAGGUCCUGCUUCAUCCUUGGCUUUGUAUUUUAUGUCACAGACGAUAUGUCAUACCACUAUGAAUCGCUUGUCAUCAUCUCGCUCAUCAUCCAGGCCUUCAUAUACAGUACUCGCGGUCUGCAACACCGACUUCGAAACCUGCAAAAUCCGAGCAACACAGUUUCGGAGUC
This is a messenger RNA of Filobasidium floriforme, 2346 nucleotides long. RefSeq names its product putative subunit of the heterodimeric FACT complex. The transcript is spliced from 12 exons. Gene Ontology annotation, cellular component: FACT complex; nucleus. Gene Ontology annotation, molecular function: histone binding; nucleosome binding; DNA binding. The coding region runs from base 261 to 2177 and encodes 638 amino acids. The record is from RefSeq and is a predicted model, not a curated record. Lineage: Eukaryota; Fungi; Basidiomycota; Tremellomycetes; Filobasidiales; Filobasidiaceae.